Messenger RNA from Cydia splendana, 4378 nucleotides. RefSeq names its product beta-alanyl-bioamine nonribosomal peptide synthetase ebony (gene e). NCBI's taxonomy places the organism in Eukaryota, Metazoa, Arthropoda, Insecta, Lepidoptera, Tortricidae. Bases 172 to 2754 code for a protein of 860 amino acids. The transcript is spliced from 17 exons. The record is from RefSeq and is a predicted model, not a curated record.
GGCACUGGCAGUUUGCGCAACGCCGCCUGUGCAUAGACUACAUCAAAAAAAGUUUCGGACGGUCACGGAGUGCGCGGGAAAAAUUUAAAAACGUGUUGUGCAUUCGAAAAAUUUGACGUGUGUGCGUUUUGAUUUUAGUGGUUGCUGAGAAGAUAUAUUUUUUCAGACACAAUGGGUUCUCUGCCUCGGGUCUCAGUGGUGUCGGGUGCGCGGCGCGCGGUCCCCGGGGCUCCGCUGCCGUCCCACCUGGCCCGCCUUGACUGUAGCGACUCUACCGCUCUUGUGUACUCUGAUGAGACUGGCACAGCGCGCGUGACCUACGCGCAGCUUGCGGCGCGCACGAAUGCGCUGGCGCGUGCGUUGGCAUCGCGAGCGCGCGGCACCGGCGCUAAUCAGGAUGGCGACUUUGUUGUCGCCGUGUGCAUGCAGCCUACACACAACACAGUGAUGGCGCUCCUCGCGUGCUGGAAAGCCGGAGCGGCCUACGUGCCCAUGGAGCCCAGCUUCCCACAACAGCGCAUCAACCACAUAUUGCAGGACGCACAACCUGUCCUGGUUAUCUACGAUGAUCGCUGCAACCCAAAAAUGUUUGCCGCCACUGGUGUGCCGUCAGUCUCCUUCGAGGAGCUAGCGAUGGAAGCGAGCGGUCUUUCUGCGGAAACCCUGAACCCCAUGGAGAUGCUUGCUGACUCCCGGGUUGAUAGCAUUGCCAUCGUGCUGUAUACUUCUGGAAGCACUGGAGUGCCUAAAGGAGUGCGGCUCCCGUACUCCGCCAUCUGCAACCGCCUGUGGUGGCAGUUCCACAUUUUCCCGUUCACGGAAACAGAAGCCACCUGCGUCUGGAAGACCGCUCUGACCUUCGUGGACUCGGUCUGUGAGAUCUGGGGUCCGCUGCUGCAUGGACGGUCUUUGCUGAUCCUGUCGAGGGAGACGACUAGAGACCCUCAGAAGUUGGUGCGGGUUUUGGCUGAGAAUCAGAUACAACGUCUGGUCCUCGUCCCAACCCUCCUCCGCUCGAUCCUCAUGUACCUCUCCCUGAACCGCUCGGAACGCCCGCUGCAGAACCUGAAGCUCUGGGUCUGCUCGGGAGAGACCCUCAGCAAGGAGCUGGCUGCCCAGUUCUUCCAAUAUUUCGGAGACCACAGCGGCUAUAAGUUGGCGAAUUUCUAUGGGAGCACUGAGGUUAUGGGAGAUGUGACGUAUUAUGUAUUGGAGAAUACUGCACAGCUGGAUAACCAUAAUACCAUUCCGAUUGGUUCUCCCCUGGACAACUGCGAAGUAUACUUACUGGAUGAGGAGAUGCACCCAGCGCGGGAGUCCGAGGUCGGCGAGGUGUGGGUCGCUGGGGCCAACCUUGCGUGUGGAUACGUGGGUGGACAGGCGCCUGACAAAUUUUGCGAUAACCCUCAUGCAACGAGCGCAGACUACGGCCGCCUCUACCGUACCGGAGACUUCGGUAUGCUGCAGAAGGGAGUCAUUCUGUAUGCCGGACGGACCGACUCUCAGAUAAAGAUCCGCGGGCAUAGGGUGGAUCUGCAGGAGGUGGAACGUGCUGUCGCCGCUGUCAAUGGUGUAGAAAAAGCCGUGGUCCUCUGCUACGGGCUAGCGACCGGUAACCCUGAGAUCCUGGCUUUCGUCACCAUCGAGCCAAAUGCCAAGCUUGGUUCGCAUCACAUCGAGGCUGCUCUGAAGAAUGCCCUUACCUCCUACAUGAUACCCCAGGUUAUUAUGAUUGACACCAUUCCGCUGCUUGUAAACGGCAAAGUGGACAGACAAGCACUGCUGAAGAUGUACGAGAAUACUAAUAACAACGAUGACUCAGAAAUCCCCCUCGACAUCGACUAUUCCGGCGUCGACUCCGACAGCAUGGAUAAGGCCCGGGUCCUCUUCGAGACCGUUGGAGAGGUCCUCGGUCGCGCCGCCAGGGGAGCCCUAUCAGUCAGAGCGGGCUUCUACGAGCUGGGAGGGAACUCUCUCAACUCCAUCUACACAAUCACUAGGUUGAGGGAUAAGGGGUAUUAUAUCGAAAUCAGCGACUUCCUGGAGGCAGCCAACCUCGGAGAGGUGCUGUCGAAGCUGUCGACCAGCCCCGACUGCCAGGGCACCAACCAGCCCAAGUUUACAGCCGAACCCAUGCGCGAUGAACACAAAGACGACGUCAUUGACAUGAUAGUGACUUCAUUCUACGAGAAAGCCGAGCUAGAGCAGUUCCUCCGGCAUGAGAUUGAGACGCGCGACUACGCGCACUGCAUCAGCGCGUGUUGGGCUGCGCUACUGCAAGCACGUCUCUCCGUUGUCCUUAGAGACGACAGCGGAACUCCAGUGGCUGUGGCCUUAAACUUCGAUGCUCGUGACGAGCCAGAAAUCGAACUUACUGGCGGACUCGCCAAAAUUAUGGCUUUCCUGGAAUUCGUCGAGGGCUCUGUCAGAGACACUAUGCUCCCCGAAGGCAAAGGCACCAUCCUCCACUCCUUCAUGAUGGCAACAGCCGAACACCUGAACGCACGCGAGAAUGUGGCCGCGAUCCGCGCGCUCGAGCACGCCACCAUGCGCGUGGCGCGCGAGAAACGGUUCCUCGGCGUGUUCACCACCAAUACCAGCCCGCUUACACAGCAACUGGGCACCGAUGUCCUCGGCUUCCAAACCCUCCUCGACUACCAGAUCAACCAGUACGUGGACGAAAACGGCGCUGGCAUCUUCGGAGAGGCUCCUGAUGACAUGAGGGCCAUUGUGUGCUGGAAAACUGUUGAAUGAGCUGAGAUAAUGUAGGCUUUAUUUAUAAUCUAUGUACGAUUGAGAAUCCUUUAGCUUGAUAAUAAGUUUAUGAUCUGCAAAAACACAAUACAUGAAAGUGAGCGAAAGUUAACUACAAAUAUAGAUUCUGCUAUCUCUAAAACCGUUAACUAUGUUAAUUCUUCCGAGUUUUUCUAGAGGAUAGCACGAUAUACAGAUUUUAUGUUGCCAACAGAGGGAACAGGCAGAUUCAGACACUAUUACUUACUUAGUGCAAAAAUAAAGAUACGAGGAGACACAUUAAUCAGCCCAAUGAUGAAAUCAUUUGGGUGUUCUGUUUAAGGGCCCGGCCCCACUGAUGCGUCGCGUUGUUUCGACGCAAGCGACGUCGCAGCAUUCCUGCGACGUUUCGCAUAUACAUAUUUUUAUUCGCCAUGCCCAUUAAAAUGCGUUGCGACGACGACGGCGACUCUCUUAGAUUAGGUAUAAGUUCAUUGAUACUUUGAAAAGUUGGCAUAGUAUUAUCAAAUAAAAUAAUUUUGGAGUUUGGAACAAGUACCAGUGAAAACAAUAAGACAUAGAGGCUUUUCCUAUACUAAAGUUGAAUAUGAAAAACCAGUUUAGUAUUGUAGUGAUAAGGUUAGUUUUAAGAUACAACGAAUUUAAUUGGCUUGCCAUUGUAUAAAAAUCAAUGUUCUUCCAUUUCUACAUUAAACCGUACAGUCACGAAUCUCUGUAAACCUAAACGUAAUAUAUUUUGUAAUAGAUAUGUAUGUACCUAAUCAAUAAACGGUCAGUCUCAAAAAAUAGUAUAUUACACACCUAGCUAGGGCAGUAAAAUGAAAGUGAUUUGUGCCGCGGUGUGCAUACUAGGUAUAUUUCUGUUCGACGGAGCCGGAAAGCGGCAAUUGUUUCGAGCAGCGUGCCGAAAGUUGACGCUUUCCGCACGGAGACCAGAAAAAACUGUUGCGUGGUGGGGUGGUAAAAUUACAUAAAGAAAACUAGUUUGACCGUGGCCGUAAUGUACAAAAAUACGGUCAUACGCCCCACGUUGGGCGCCAAAUGUAAUGGGUCACACUCGUAAUCAAGGCUCGGAACCAAUUUUUUCUUCAUACAAAAAAUACCGGUAUUAUUAAGUUCUUUUUCGUUCUUUGGUUUAUUAUUUCAUUUUUGAUGGGCCAAUCUAAUAAUACGAAGUCGUUACCUAAAUACAUGAUUCAGCCCUACGAAAAGAGCAUAAAAUUAUUAAAAGUAUUGGGCUAUUUUGGUAUUUAAAAAAACCGGUUCCGAGCCCUGCUCGUAAUCGACCAAGUUACAAAUACGUGAUAGUUUUUCAACUAAGUUUAUGAAAUCUAACAGCUCUUGUUAAUUAUCAUCUACAUUUAAAUAAGUAAUGUUGCAUUACAUAGUUUGUAAUGUUUGUAGGUAUGUGUAAAAUAUUGUUAUUUAAAUCUUACUAGAUCUCUCAUAGUUGAGCAGUGAUAAAUACGCUCAAGAACAAUUAAAUUGGUGCAAUUUAUCUAUAAAUUGUACCGGUUUAUAUUGUUGUUGACUACCUAUAGAUAUUAAGCUACAGUCUAAUUUGUACCUUAUUGUUUUAAUUUAAUUUAAUUAAGUGUUUAAUGUAUUAAAUUAAAUUAUAGAA